ACGAGAGAGAGAGAGAGAGAGAGAGAGAGAGAAGAGGACGAGGAAGUCGACGAACUGAUCGCGCGACCACCAGCCUCACCUUCAUCUCCGGCGACCACCACCACCGGGUCGACCUCCGUUGACCAACCCUUCGCGAAAAUCGACGCACCACAGACGACAAAUCCACCGCCAAGCUGACGUGGGGCCCACGCCACGUCAGCAUCGGGUUUUUUGAGCGUGGGCUGGUUUCGUGCUCCAUAGACUUAUUGAGGUGGAUGAAAGUAGAGAUUUGAUCCUUGUCAGUUGUCACAAAUUACUCCCAUUAAUUGCACCUCCUUCAAUUCAACGCCAUCAAAACCAGCCCAAGAUCGAUAUGGCGAGAGUCAGGGACAGAAUGGAAGAUUUUAAAGAUGCUGUGCACCGCUCAGCUUUAUCUAUGGGAUAUGACGAGUCUAAACUGGCAGCUGUGAUGGCAUCUUUCAUUAUGCACAAACCUCGGCAAAGGUCAUCUUUUACCAAAGCUGCAUUGACUACGCUUGAAAGCAUCGGAGCUUUGGAACAGUUCUUGGUGAAGCAUAAGAAGGAUUAUGUAGACUUGCACCGCACCACUGAGCAGGAGAGAGACAGUAUUGAGCAUGAAGUUACAGUUUUUGUUAAAGCAUGCAAAGAACAAAUAGACAUUCUCAAAUCUAGUAUAAAUGAUGAAGAGUCAAACUCGAAGAGGUGGCUUGGCAUAAAGGGUGAUCAUUCUAAUGCAGAUACUAUUGCACACAAAUACGGAGUGGUGUUGAUUUUAAGUGAAAGGCUUCACUCAGUAACAAGACAGUUCGACCAGCUUAGAGCGAUACGGUUCCAAGAAGCUAUUAACCGAGCAACACCCAGAAGAAGACUGAAGCGGGUUGCUGCAUCUAAAUCUGCGGACAACUCUCAUUCUAACAAGAUAGAGCUGAAGGAACCUAACCACUCAGAGCUCAUAGAGCCUGAUGAGGUUCAAACUGACCCUAUAAGAGUCCAGCAGCAACUUUUGGAUGAUGAAACUCGUGCCCUUCAGGUGGAGUUGACUAGCCUUCUAGAUGCUGCUCAAGAAACUGAGACGAAGAUGGUGGAAAUGUCUGCAUUGAAUCACCUCAUGUCAACACAUGUUCUGCAACAAGCUCAACAGAUAGAGUUUUUGUAUGAUCAGGCGGUUGAAGCUACAAAGAAUGUAGAACUUGGAAACAAAGAACUUUCCCAAGCCAUCCAACGGAAUAGCAGUAGUAGAACUUUCCUUUUGCUCUUUCUUUUUGUAAUGACUUUCUCAAUCAUCUUUCUUGAUUGGUAUAGCUGAAUGGAGGAAGACAAAGAUAAGUUUCAUUACCUGGAUGCAAUAUAUGGUUAUUCUGCUUGCUGAAA
Messenger RNA from Rhododendron vialii, 1371 nucleotides. RefSeq names its product syntaxin-81-like. Bases 353 to 1306 code for a protein of 317 amino acids. The transcript has 9 exons. The record is from RefSeq and is a predicted model, not a curated record. Gene Ontology annotation, biological process: retrograde vesicle-mediated transport, Golgi to endoplasmic reticulum. Gene Ontology annotation, cellular component: SNARE complex; membrane; endoplasmic reticulum. Lineage: Eukaryota; Viridiplantae; Streptophyta; Magnoliopsida; Ericales; Ericaceae.